Saccharomyces kudriavzevii IFO 1802 is the source of this 1842-nucleotide messenger RNA. It is a transcript of the gene CDC20, whose product is annotated as ubiquitin-protein transferase activating protein CDC20. The record is from RefSeq and is a predicted model, not a curated record. The transcript has a single exon. Gene Ontology annotation, biological process: positive regulation of anaphase-promoting complex-dependent catabolic process; anaphase-promoting complex-dependent catabolic process; positive regulation of ubiquitin protein ligase activity. Bases 1 to 1842 code for a protein of 613 amino acids. Gene Ontology annotation, molecular function: protein binding; anaphase-promoting complex binding; ubiquitin ligase activator activity. Gene Ontology annotation, cellular component: anaphase-promoting complex. Lineage: Eukaryota; Fungi; Ascomycota; Saccharomycetes; Saccharomycetales; Saccharomycetaceae.
AUGUCAGAAAACUCCAGAGAUAAGAGCAACGCAGCAAUUAGCGGCAAUCGUUCGGUACUUUCCGUUGCAUCCCCAACGAAACUGAACAUAUUAUCGUCGGAUUGGUCUAGAAACCAGGGUAAAGUUUCUAAAAAUUCAUUGAAAAGGUCGAGCUCAUUGAACAUCAGAAACACAAAACGCACCAAUUUGCAAGCUUCUGCCAAUCAUAUUCAUGCAAGACCCAAAAUUACAAUCGGAGCACCACCUCUGAUCAGACGAGAUUCUUCAUUUUUCAAAGAUGAAUUCGAGGUCAAGAAGGACAAACCAACAUUUUCAGUAUAUUCCUCUCGUUCAUAUACCGCAACUGGGUCAGACAGUGCAACCCCUCAAACAUCUCUAUCGCAGCCAACGACCUCUAGAGAUUCUGAUGAACAGUUUACUGUGGCAGCAGAUAGGUACAUUCCAAUUCUACAGGGUGCUUCUCAAAAUAAAGUCGAUCCUGAAACUUUGCACGAGGCGCUACCACCUCCUAACGCUUCCCCAAUCUCGCACUUGAGGGCACAAACUAAAAUAGUCUUUAAACAAAAUGUAGCUGAGGCGUGUGGCCUAGAUAUGAAUAAAAGAAUACUACAAUACAUGCCUGAACCACCAAAAUGCUCUUCCUCCAGACAGAAAAGCUAUAUUAUGAAGAAAAGGACACACUAUAGUUAUCAGCAAGAACAAAAGAUCCCGGACUUAAUAAAGUUGAGAAAAAUCAACACCAAUCCAGAAAGAAUUCUUGAUGCACCCGGUUUUCAAGACGACUUUUAUUUAAACUUGUUAAGUUGGUCCAAGAAAAACGUCUUGGCUAUAGCACUGGAUACUGCAUUGUAUCUGUGGAAUGCCACCAGUGGGGAUGUUUCAUUGUUAACAGAUUUUGAAAACACUAAAAUAUGUAGUGUUACUUGGUCUGAUGAUGAUUGUCACAUUUCUAUCGGUAAAGAGGACGGGAAUACAGAAAUUUGGGACAUUGAAACCAUGUCUUUAAUAAGAACUAUGAGGUCCAAUCUGGGAGUUCGCAUUGGCUCGUUGUCUUGGUUAGAUACACUAGUCGCAACAGGAAGCCGCAGUGGAGAAAUUCAAAUUAAUGAUGUCAGGAUCAAACAGCAUAUCGUAUCUACAUGGGCAGAGCACACAGGCGAAGUCUGUGGCUUGAGCUACAAAAGUGACGGACUACAACUUGCGUCUGGUGGUAAUGACAACACCGUAAUGAUUUGGGAUACGAGAACUUCUUUACCUCAGUUUUCGAAAAAGACGCAUACUGCAGCUGUCAAGGCACUAAGUUGGUGUCCAUACUCGCCAAACGUUUUAGCCUCCGGGGGUGGCCAAACAGAUAAGCAUAUCCAUUUUUGGAAUAGUAUAACGGGCGCAAAGGUCGGUUCAAUCAAUACCGGAUCUCAGGUGAGCUCUUUACACUGGGGCCAAAGUCACACAUCCACUAGUGGUGGUGCCACAAUGAACAAGGAAAUUGUUGCUACAGGAGGCAAUCCGGAGAACGCCAUUUCUGUUUAUAAUUAUGACACGAAAUUUAAAGUUGCUGAAGUAGUCCAUGCUCAUGAAGCAAGAAUAUGUUGCUCUCAGUUAUCCCCCGAUGGGACCACAUUGGCUACUGUUGGAGGGGAUGAAAACUUAAAAUUUUACAAGAUCUUUGAUCCAAGAAGCACAGAAAGACUCAGAGAAAAAGGCGGAGUCAUGGAUGGUAUGCUGGGCAUGAUUGGCAAGGAAGAAUGUGGCAGAAAUGAUAAAGAGAAUCGUUCUAAGAGUUCGAAUGAGAUUCAUACAAGACGGCCUUCUUCAAGCACCAGCCAAUUUUUAAUUAGAUGA